This is a messenger RNA of Platichthys flesus (European flounder), 2628 nucleotides long. It is a transcript of the gene anxa13, whose product is annotated as annexin A13. Bases 144 to 1094 code for a protein of 316 amino acids. Gene Ontology annotation, molecular function: calcium ion binding; calcium-dependent phospholipid binding. NCBI's taxonomy places the organism in Eukaryota, Metazoa, Chordata, Actinopteri, Pleuronectiformes, Pleuronectidae. Gene Ontology annotation, cellular component: cytoplasm. The record is from RefSeq and is a predicted model, not a curated record. The transcript is spliced from 11 exons.
GGUGGUCGUGACGUCACGCUCUGGUUCCUGCAGGCUCGGGCCGCAGUUCGUUGAGAAGAGGAUCUGAGCAACUAACCAACCGAACUAACUAGUCCUCCAGUCUCCACCGAUCUGCAGCCGCCUGAUCCAGACCGAUCAACGACAUGGGGAACUGUCAGCCAACAAUCGUGCCUUACGAGGACUUUGAUGUCAUGAAGGACAUCAAGGCCAUCCGCAAGGCCUGCAAAGGGUUCGGAACUGAUGAACAGGCCAUUAUUGACAUUCUGGCAAACCGCGGCGCUUUUCAGCGUCAGGAGAUCAAACAGGCUUAUUGUGACAAGUAUGACGAUGAGCUGGUGGACGUCCUGAAGAGCGAGUUGACUGGAAACUUCGAGAAGGCCAUCAUCGCCAUGCUGGACACGCCCCUCGUCUACGCCGUGAAGGAGCUGAGGAAGGCGAUGAAGGGGGCGGGAACCGACGAAGAUGUGCUGGUGGAAAUCCUCUGCACGGCCACCAACGAAGACAUCGCCAUGUUCAAGGAAUGCUACUUUCAGGUGCAUGAACGGGACCUGGAAGCCGAUAUCGAGGGCGACACGAGCGGAGACGUUAGGAAACUCCUCACGGCUCUGAUGCAGGGCGAGCGAGACGAGAGCUACGAGGUGGACGAGGAACUUGCCGAACAAGAUGCCACUGCCCUGUUUGAGGCCGGCGAGGGCGGCUUCGGGACAGAUGAGUCGACCUUCAGCCACAUUCUGGCCUCCAGGAACUACCUCCAGCUCCAGGCCACGUUCAAGGCAUAUGAGCAGCUCUCGGGAACUGAAAUCCUGGACGCCAUCCAGAACGAGACUUCUGGGACUCUGAAGAAAUGCUACGUUGCUCUCGUGAGAGUCGCUAAGAAUCCUCAGCUCUACUUCGCCCGGCGUCUGAACAAGGCGAUGAAAGGAGCAGGAACUGAUGAGGACACGCUCAUCCGCAUCAUCGUGUGUCGCGCUGAGUUUGACCUGGAGACCAUCAAAGACUUGUACCUGGAGAAGUACGACGUGUCCCUGAAGGACGCCCUGAGGGACGAGUGCGGCGGUGACUUCAAGCGCCUCCUCCUGGCCAUCUGCCACUGAGAGACGCAGGCACAGCAUCAAGGGGGGGAAAGACGGAGACGGCAGAAGACGUGUGUCCCGACGUCGCUGCUGUCCUCUGUCCUAAACACACUAACAAACACUGCUCGGCCUCCAUGUGGCGUGGGGAGCAGGAGGGUGGAGCUGACGGAGGAAGUAACCCGGCUCAUGUCUCGUCCAAACUGAGUGCAUGUGGGUAACUCUGUGUUUUUUACUUUCACAGAAAUCAAAGUGUAUUUCCUUUUCUAUCACUGUGUCCGUCAAUCGCUGCCAGUUUCCUAUCGUCUGUUUUUAACCUUUCACUUCUUAACACCUUUUACAGCAUUUUACACAGUGACCAGUUAUUUUCAGUCACCGUAAACAAGCACCAAGUUUUAUUACCGGAGUGAACUGUAGUCACGCUGAUGUGAUUGUACCGAUGUGAUCAGGUGAUUCAAGACUUGGUAGAAUGAAUCUAAUCUAAAGCUAAAGCCAGAGUGAGACCUGCUGCUGCAAAUAUACAAUCUACACAGUAUAGAGUAUUUAAGAAAAGAGAAGAAGAGGAGGAAAAACAUAGAAGAAAUGUACUUUUUAAUAUUUUGCAUUUCGAGAAUAAAGUAUAAAUGAGUCUAAAUCUCAACAAAUGUGUCAAUCAUGACGUUUCACUUGUUUUUAUAAAAUCAAAUUACUAAUUAAAACCAAAAUAACAGAACAUAUCUUUGAGAAAAAAACAUAUUUAACAUGUACUAUGUCCUUUUCCCUUGUUCUAACAUGGGGGAGGUUAAGGGCCUAUACUGCAGCCAACCACCAGAGGGCCAGUCAUGUCAUCCAUCUUUAGGUCCAGACUAUGUCCUGGCCCUUACACUCUCCUAUAACCUACAAUUCAUACUUAGUGUUAUAUAUUUACCAUCGUAUAAGUAUUACAUGUCUAUAACUAAAUAAUUCUCUAUUAAUGCUUAGUUAUUCCCCCCCGGGGCCGUUUCCUUUCACCCUCUAACUCCAGUGACUGUUAAACUUUGUCUGCUGUUGAAACGAUUGAAGCUUUGAAUUGAAGAAAUGUGAACGUGUGUUUGGAGGAACAUCAGCCGGGAUCAUGAAGGAAGUGAGAUGUUAUGUGAAUGGAUGAGUGGAGAGAAAAACAGAUGAUAUAUUUUAUUAGUUGCUUAUUGAGAGAAACUCUACAUUGAUUUACGAUAUGUUGCAUUUUUAUCCAGUACAACUAUAAAAACUUGACAAAUCCAAAUAAACCUCAAUCUUGAUGUGAUUUUUUUUUAAUUUUCCACCUAACACAGUAGACGUUUUAAUAUAUAGCUUUAUUUAGCGGACUGUUUCAAGUAGGCCAGAGGUUAUAUACCAGAGGAGAAACCUGACUCAACGUCUGUUUCUUUUGUGUCUAUAUAAGGCAGCUGAGAUUUGUUGAAAUGACCACUAUUGUCAAACAGUUUGCAAAAGUAGAUACACAAGUAAAUGACGUCAGUGUGGUCGUGGGAUUAUUGUUUCACUCUCUGUAGCCAAAGACUUUUAGUUUCACUGCAAAUAAAAAAGGCCUGUAACUUCA